Molecule: messenger RNA, 1020 nt
Organism: Argiope bruennichi
Lineage: Eukaryota; Metazoa; Arthropoda; Arachnida; Araneae; Araneidae
Exons: 1
Coding region: 1-1020 (339 amino acids)
Biological process (GO): DNA integration
Molecular function (GO): nucleic acid binding
Source: RefSeq, a predicted model, not a curated record
AUGUUUGUUAACUUUGUUCAGUCUCGAGCUAGAGUCUCGACUUUAAAGAACUUAACGAUCUACCUUGAACUUCUUUCCUCGCUGUCAACGGAAAAUUUCAUACUAGUGUUGAGGCAUUUUAUUGCACGACGUGGACGAUCUUCAGUAAUAUACUCGGAUAAUGGAACAAACUUUGUUGGAACAAGUAGACUAUUUCAUUGUAUUAAUUGGCAACAAGUAGAAGAAGGGAAAAAGAAGGAAAUUAUUUCGAAAUUUAUACCACAUUCAGCUCCAUGGUGGGGAGGAUGGUGGGAGCGCCUUAUUGCCCUAGUAAAAGACCUUCUGAAGAAAGUUCUAGGUCGAGCAUGCCUGAGUUACGAAGAAUUGAAUACGAUUCUAUGCGAUUGCGAAGACAUCGUAAAUUCAAGACCCAUUACCUACGCUUCUGAACACGAUGAUUUGGAGCCUAUAACACCAUCUUCAUUCCUCAGAGAACGUAGGAAUGAUGGAAUUCCAGAUCUUGACCACUUGGAACUAUCUAGUGAGUAUUUUCCCAAACGGCGACUGUAUUGGUGUAAACUGCAAGAAGAUCUCAGAAAUCGAUUCCGACUGGAAUACUUGGGGCAACUGAGGCAACAAACUAAGAAAAUGAUAAAAACCCACGAUUUCAAGGUGGGAGAAGUGGUUAUUGUCGAAGUAACCAAUCAAAAACGUCUGAAUUGGCCUCUGGGGAAAAUAACAGAAAUAUUCCCUGGUAAGGACGGUUCAGUUCGUCUUGUGAAAAUAAAAACGAAGAACGGCGAAUUUCUGAGACCUGUACAGCGUCUCUACGCCCUUGAGGUUCAAACGCCUUCAGUAGAGAAUCUACUAGAGAAGAGAGCAUCUGAAAUUGAAGAGGAGAAAGAAGAGACAGUACAACAGCAAUAUGUUGAACAUCCUGAGAAGCUACCAGAAUCGGACAAAACGUCUCUACCAAAUCUAAAUAUCAUGAAAACCCGUUUCGGCCGUAAUAUUCAAGCUCCCAAACGACUGGACCUGUGA